Meriones unguiculatus (Mongolian gerbil) is the source of this 5844-nucleotide messenger RNA. RefSeq names its product dynein axonemal light chain 1 (gene Dnal1). The coding region runs from base 122 to 694 and encodes 190 amino acids. Gene Ontology annotation, molecular function: protein kinase binding. The record is from RefSeq and is a predicted model, not a curated record. Gene Ontology annotation, cellular component: cytoplasm. NCBI's taxonomy places the organism in Eukaryota, Metazoa, Chordata, Mammalia, Rodentia, Muridae. The transcript has 8 exons.
CGAACGGCGGCGAGAAAGGACCGCUGCCGGGGCCGCGGAGACGGAGCGCUCCGGAGGUGCGCCUGCGCGCUGACCCCGGCGGGCCCUAGCAACCGGAGCAGUGACGGUAGCAACCGCCGGAAUGGCAAAAGCAACAACAAUCAAAGAAGCCCUGUCCAGAUGGGAAGAAAAGACUGGUCAGAAGCCAUCUGAGGCCAAAGAGAUAAAGCUAUAUGCCCAGAUUCCUCCGAUAGAGAAGAUGGAUGCCUCUCUAUCCACACUUGGUAACUGCGAGAAGCUUUCCCUGUCUACAAACUGCAUUGAAAAAAUUGCUAACCUGAAUGGCCUAAAAAACUUGAGGAUUUUGUCCUUAGGAAGAAACAACAUAAAGAACCUAAAUGGACUGGAAGCAGUAGGAGACACAUUAGAAGAACUGUGGAUUUCCUACAAUUUUAUUGAGAAGUUAAAAGGGAUCCACGUGAUGAAGAAACUGAAGAUUCUCUACAUGUCUAAUAACCUGGUCAAGGACUGGGCUGAGUUUGUGAAGCUGGCGGAGCUGCCGUGCCUGGAAGACCUGGUGUUUGUGGGCAAUCCCCUGGAGGAGAAGCAAGCUGCUGAGGGCAACUGGAUCGAAGAAGCAGCCAAGCGUGUACCCAAACUGAAAAAGCUGGAUGGUACUCCAGUAAUUAAGCAGGAUGAGGAAGAUGAAGGCUAAGGCUGUACUUUCCACUUUGUGUUAAUUUAUUUAAAUGUUAUGAGAACAAUAGAUAAGUUUUGUAUAAUUGUCUAUUUUAAAGAUUUUGUGGGGGCAGAGUUCUUAUCAUAAAACACAUCUCUCACUUCCAUCCUUAAAAAAAAAACCUUUUAGUGUUUCUCCCUCAAACUAUUAACACCAAUGUCAGUCCAGUCCCAUCUUUGGAAACUACAAAUGUCCAGAGUUUGUCCAUUUACAUAUGUCAGCUGUCUCCUAAAAUUCAUAGACUGGUCAUUUGUAAGAGCAAAGGGACCUGUUAUCUGUACUGUUAUUUAGUAUUUUUUUAGGCCAGGCAUUUUAAAGAUAGGCUUUCAAAUCUGUACGAGGUUCAUGUCCUUAUAACUCGGAAGCACAAAUGCAUCACCCCAUUGGUUCAGAAGGCAGCGUGGUGAUGGGAAGCAUUCCUAUUAGAACACAGCUUACCUGGACCCAAGGGCCCGACACUGGUGAGAAAAGGAAGAAUGACUGUCGUGGGGUCUUCUUAGCUCGUGUUAUAUUUACUUCUUUUUCCAAAAACGUCUGCGCUGUCCACUGGAAUUCGGGACCUAACGGAUGGCCACUUAAGUCACUAUGCACGACCAGACACCCUGUUGUCCCCAUCAAUGGCUAACUCAGCUGGCAUGGCCAGCUCUAUAGUAAUGUGAUUCCAUUAACUUUUGUGGACCUUGCUUUAUGCAGAGUUUUAAAAAUAACUUCUCAUAUAUUUAAAGCGGUAGUCAGUGGUUCUAAGUAUCUACCAUUAGUUUGUAAAAACUUUUCCUGAAUGAUUUAGCCUGCUGCCCUUUGUUUCAUGGUUAUAAGGGUACAAACUUAAAGACUGAAUUUGGUACCUCUAAAUAAAAAACAGUAUUUCAAAAUAUAUUUUUGAGACUAUCUAAAAUAGCUUUUAAAGUGUAUCAUGUAAGUGGUACGGAGGGAAGAGAGAGAUGUUUCAGGACGGAUCCUAGGCAAAUGGCAGUAUAUUGCAGAGUGUCUCCUGUGGAACACUGUAGGUGUCUUAAGAUCUGCAAAGCAAUAGUGUGGAAAUUAGAAUGUAUCAUAUAAGAAAAAUAUAAAAUGUAAAAGGUCAUCAGUGCCAGAUGAAGUCAUUGACUGAUUGAGGAGAAGUCAGGAACCCCUGCCAAAUUGUGCCUAAAGUCUCAGCCAGAGGCUGAUUCUUGGUUCAGCCCCAUCGAUUCUACCUGGGAGUAAUCUCAGUGAAAGGGGCAGAAUCUUUUUUUUAAACGAUUCCAUAAGUAGUCUUGGUAUGAAAAACUUACAGCUGUCAUGCCACUAAGAAUGGCUUGGUUCUGUAAGAGUCACACUGAUCAAGAGGGACGACUGCUUUGACAAUCAUCUCUAAAUUCAAGCAAAAAUGCCUAGUCUUGGGCUGGAGAGAUGGCUCGGAGGCCUGUGCUUGUUGCUCAGGACCUGAGUUUACUUCCCAGCACCCACGUGUAGGCUCACAGCCUCCCAGACUUCCAGGGUAGUAGCCGAUGCCCUUUCUGGCAUCCCUGGACACCAGACAUACACAAGUUACGCAGACAUACAUGGAGGCAAAACGCCAUACACAUAAUAAAUUUUUACAAAGAAUACCCAGCAUAAUACCUUAUGCACGCCUUUUUAGCUUUUCCCCCUGACUGGCUUAACAUUCAGAACCAUUGGCAUUUCCCCUGUGAGCCACAGUGGUGGGGCCUCAUUCUCCUGGGUGGUGCAGAAGGCUGCAAGUGGAUGGAACACUAUUGUUACUUGAGUUUCGAGGAGGCAAGCCCUGUUACUACGUGUGGCUAGACUUCCUGAAAGGUACCCUGGGAGUGAGGAUGGGAAGUGGAUGACUUCAUACUGCAUCUGUGAAAUGACUUAGAGUAUGUGUUUUUGUUUUUUUCCAAAUUCUGUAAUUGGAAAAUACCCCUCCAUCAUUUCUUAAUGUCUUUUAAUCACUGGUGGUUCUCAGAGAUAUGUACGGUGCUUUUCUGUAUCCAUUUGACACAAAAACCAUUUUCAGCUCCUCUCCACAAAUAUUGGAAUGUCUUUGAUGCAUCUCUGUUCCUGGAAUUAAAGCCAAAAUGCAUUCAGUUUGAAAGUGGAAUGGAAGGCCAGCCUAGUCUAUAGAGCAAGUUCCAGAACAGCCAAGGCACAGAGAAACCCUGUCUUGAAAAACAAAGAACAAACAGAAAAAAAGAAGAAAGAAAGAAAGAAAGAAAGAAAGAAAGAAAGAAAGAAAGGAAAGAAAGAGAAAGAAAGAGGAGAAAAGAAAGAAAAUGGAAUGGAAGCUGGAUAUAUGAAAGAGUUGAGGAUAUGAGGCUAUCCCCCAGAUCAUUCUGUAAGUCUCCUUUUACUCCUAAACUGUAGUUGAGAUGAGAUGGGGCUUAUGCCAAUCAGACUGGAGAUGGAUCGGACCAACUUGUACUAAAUGCUGUCGGUGUUCAUUUGAACUUCUGCCCUUAGAGAUAAUGCUAGAGUGCUGGAACAGCCCAGUAUUUUAUUGUUUUCACCGUCGAUAUGAUGGUAUAUUAGAAUUCCACUUUCUGUGUUUCCUAAUUCUUAGCUAAUGGCCAUAUUAUCUAGCCAGGUCUUGGAAGGCCUUUCUUCUCCUUUCUUACUGCAGCGGAGGUCCUCGGGGUCCACUGUUUACAUUCUGGUCUCUGUAACUCACUGUGGUGGGGCUGUGCACUGUAGGCUGCUUAGCCGCACCGGUCUUUUACCCCCUAUAUGCCAAUAGCUCCUCCUCUCCAGUUUUGGUAACAAAAGAUGGCUCCAAACAUUGCCCACUGUGCUCCGGAACAAAGGGAGAUAGCCAGGUUCUCCCCUAGAUAAGAACCAGUGUUUCUCGUUCCAGCAUUCUUCUCUAGGCCGCGGUCACUUUUGCUCUGUAGUCAGGUGCUGCUGGAAUUACUGUGAGAGAAAGUGACAUGUUUUAACAUCAUGGCUGGAGCUGACCAGUAGUGUGGCCCUUUUGCCCAAUGCUGAUUUCAUGUUCUGCUGUCUUAGAAACUUGGGCCCUGGAAGCUGCAUCUUCUGUGUGCAGGAUCUUAGCUCCAGUUACUCACCCUGCUCGUCUUAGGACAACGGUUAAUCACUUCAUCUCUCAGUCAUCUAAAACAACUGUGUGAUAGAUUCUGUUCUGCCUCUAAAGCUUAAUAUUUGGAAUAUGCUUUAGAAGAUGUGUCAUCAUGCAUAGAUUUUUCUUUUUUUUUGCAGAUGUUGUCCGUCAUUAAGUCUAGGCAGCACUGUGCUCAGUUGCUCAUGCGUGAGCAUUAGCUGGUGGACUUCCAGUGUGACUGGGACUCUGUGAUUAGAAGGGUGCUGUGCCUAACUGGUCAGGAGCGUGGGUGCUUCCUGCAGCUGCCCUACAUGUGGCUCUGGAGUGGAAACUUGUUGUUGAGUAGGUAUUUCUUCAAAUGCCUAUGCCAGGCAUCUGAACACAGAGCAAGGAGUGGUGAGAAAUUAAUCUGUCAUUGGCUCCGAGCUGGUGAAAUGGAAAAUAGAGCUGGGCUCAGUGGCACACGCCUGUGAUCCCAACAUUCAGGGAGGCAGAGGCAGAGGCAGAGGCAGAGGCAGAGGCAGAGGCAGAGGCAGAGGCAGAGGCAGAGGCAGAGGCAGAGGCAGAGGCAGAGGCAGAGGCAGGUGGAUCUCUGUGAGUUCAAGGCCAGCCUGGUCUACACAAAGAAACCCUGUCUCAGAAAACAAACAACAGGCCAGCCCAGAGAGUUUGGAUUUAAUCAUUUACUUUGGAAACUGGGUGGGGGAAGAGAGGGAAGUGAAGAGUUACUGUCUGACUGAGGUAGUAGCCUACAGUUCACAGAGACUGUGAACACUCAAGCCUGGGUAAAGGGAGAAAGCAAACUGCAAGCUCUCCUUUGCCACAAUCAGCCUUGGACACGCAUGUGGGCUGGCAAUGCGUCCACAAGCAAUGAAGCCAGACUCAGUGCGGCAGAGCGUUGGAGCUGGUUCUCACAGCUGACUGACGUGUUCCUGGAUCUUAACCUAGUGUGGCAUCCACGCUCCGUACAAGUGUAGGCCAGGUGAAAGUUAAAAUGCAAAGAGCUACAUGAAGAGUCACUGGACUUUUAGAGUUCCAUGUUUGUGUAUCUGCCCCUGCCUUUUAUUCUUCCUUAACUGCAUGAAAGGAAACAGAAAAGCAGAACUAGACUUCUAGCCUGAUAGAAAGUGGUUCAGUUAACACGUGGAGAAAGUAUAAUCAUAGUCUCAAUAAUUUCCCAUAUUGGGCAGAUUAGCGAGGACCCAGACAACCAAAUUAUGAGCUAACAAAUUUAACAAGAAGGUAGAGAGAGUAAACUAUUUUUUUAGAAGAUUUGCACUUUAAAAUUAUGAGUGUGGUGGUGGAAAAUACUUCCAAAGGGGAGGUGGGGAGCUACGGAGCCUGCACACAGGUGUCCCAGACUCAGGCUCCAACACUUGCUCACUCUAGCCACAGUUGCUGUCUUCAUGGUCAGUUAGGAUUUCCUGCCUUUCUUUCCUAUUUGGGUAGUUAUAUUCAAGGUCGUCCUAUUCAGAAUAGAAACUUUGGGUAUUUUCUUUCCUCUAUCUAGAUUGUCUUUCCUUAUUUUUUCAAUGUUUAUUUUUUGGUUUUUCAUGGCAGAGUUUCCCAGGAUGCCCUGGAACUCACUCUGUAGACCAGGCUGGCCUUGAAUUCAGAAAUCCACCCUCCUCUGCCUCCUGAGUGCUGGAGUUAAAGGCGUGUGCCGACGCCACCUGGCCCAUAUCUAGAUUUUAAAAAUUCAAUUUAGUGUUGGCUGCAUAACAGGGGGGAGGGGAUCUGGGCAUCUCCGUCCCUGGGAGUCCCUGCCUGUGACGAUGUUGCACUCCUGUCACAGCUGAUGAAGAGCAGAAGUCCACACACAGUCCAGCGGCUUCUCCCAGCUUGUCCUUCAAGGCCAGGAGCGUCAUUCUCAGAGCAUUGGCUUCUAGAACCAUGUUCAUUCUGAAGAACAUUUUAACAUCUGUUAAUGCUUUGGUAAUAAUCUUUUAUACACAGGACUUUUGUAGCAUGACUUUAUGACUAAACUUAUUGUGCGUUAAAUUAUUUAGUAAUAUUGACUUUCUGAAUGUUAUUUUGUGGAACUUGUUUUAAAAUAGUAAUAAAUCAUGUUAUUUUAUAGAAAAAAAAA